Messenger RNA from Solanum tuberosum (potato), 1377 nucleotides. RefSeq lists its product as uncharacterized. NCBI's taxonomy places the organism in Eukaryota, Viridiplantae, Streptophyta, Magnoliopsida, Solanales, Solanaceae. The transcript is spliced from 5 exons. The record is from RefSeq and is a predicted model, not a curated record. Bases 1 to 1377 code for a protein of 458 amino acids.
AUGAGGAAACAACUUUGGUUGAUAUUGAAGCAUGUGAGCGGCAGUGCAGAAAAAAUGAAUGUGGUAAAUUACAUAACUAGAACUCCACCAGCACCAGUUGAGGACUGCUACUAUAAGAAGGGUGCGUACUUGCCUGGCUCACUUUCUAGCAACUCCAUCCAGAAUUCGACGAUUGAUGGGCAUUGUAUGGCAGUCCCUACUGGAGGAGGUAAACAAACCAUUGAUCCUCCUAUGCUGUCUGAGGUUGAGAUUGUGGUAGAAAGAGAUGAAGAUGAGAUUGAGGUUACUGGAAAGUCUAAAAAUGCUACAGAGAAAGAAACGGAACUGACCCAAAAAGUCGUUCCCAUGCCUAGACCUCCACCUCCAUUCCCACAAAGAUUGGUGAAGAAGACCAAAGAAGAAGCUUUGGAUCAAAUGCCUGGGUAUACGAAAUUUAUGAAGGAUUUGGUAACCAAAAAGAGGGAUGUUAGUUUUGAGGAUGAUGCAAGGUUACAACAUUGUAAAGCUAUUGUUACGUGGUCAUUAGUGAAAAAGAAGGAGGAUCUUGGAGCUUUCACUAUUCCUUGUACCAUUGGGUUGUUAAAUUUUGCGAAGGCAUUGGAGACCAUUCCUUGCUACUGGGUGCGCCUUGGUCAAUAUGGAAAGAGGGCAGAUGAAGUGCCGAUUGAAAAUAAAGAGGUAACUUUCAAUAUAUGUAGGUCUAUGAAGAAGGAAAGUGAUCUCAAGUCAGUAUUAGUGGUGAAUCAUAUUGUGGAGCGAGGUUUUGAAGUUUCUAUCGAAGAAAGGUUGGGUGUUGAUGCACUGGCAACGGUAAUGAUAAAUUUUGAGGGUGAUGGUAUUGAAGACUAUGAUGAAUUAGUUGCCACACUUCAUAGGUUCGAAUUCCGUUCCAAACCAAAGAAAUUUGAGCUAAAUAUGAAGAAUCGCAACUCCCCACCUGAAAAACCAUCUGUGGAAGAAUUUCCAAAAUUUGAGCUCAAGGAAAUCAUCAAAUGGUUGGAUGCUGGAGUCAUAUACCCCAUUGCAAAUAGUAGUUGGGUCUUUCCUGUUCACUGUGUACCUAAGAAAGGUUGGAUGACUGUGGUUCCUAAUGUGAAAAAUGAGCUUAUUCCGAUGAGGCCAGUGACUGGAUGGAGAGUAUGCAUGGACUACCACAAGCUUAAUGCUUGGACAGAAAAAGAUCAUUUACCGAUGUCGUUCAUGGAUCAGAUGUUGGACCGUCUUGCUAGUAAGGGUUGGUAUUGCUUUCUUGAUGGGUAUUCGAGGUACAAUCAGAUCUCCAUUACUACGAAAGACCAAGAGAAUACCACCUCACUUGUCUGUUAUGUGACUUUCGCCUUCAAAAGGAUGUCAUUUGGGUUUUUUGUAAUGCGCUAG